This is a messenger RNA of Drosophila erecta, 2751 nucleotides long. RefSeq names its product galactosylgalactosylxylosylprotein 3-beta-glucuronosyltransferase S. Lineage: Eukaryota; Metazoa; Arthropoda; Insecta; Diptera; Drosophilidae. Gene Ontology annotation, cellular component: Golgi membrane. Gene Ontology annotation, molecular function: galactosylgalactosylxylosylprotein 3-beta-glucuronosyltransferase activity. The coding region runs from base 536 to 2041 and encodes 501 amino acids. The record is from RefSeq and is a predicted model, not a curated record. Gene Ontology annotation, biological process: carbohydrate metabolic process; chondroitin sulfate proteoglycan biosynthetic process. The transcript has 5 exons.
CUGCCAAAUUCGUCCGACUUUUUCUAAAGCAAAGUAGUAUUGUCAGACUCACGGUGACAACAACACACCCGAAAGUGGCAGCGGUGGGAAAAACAUUAAGAGAGAGUGAGAGAGAGCGACAGUGCGACGCGCGCGGGUGUCGGUCAAAAAUAAGCAACAUUUUCUGUGAUUUUUGAGUGCGACGGCCUGUUUUGAGUGCUUCCGAUACGUAAUUCGCGCCAGUGCUGCGGCCAAAAGUUCGCAUUUGGAUGGUUUUUUUUUCGCAAAGCAAACGGCGCGCACGGAAAUAAAUCGGAGCACGGGGAGCAUCCAAAGUGCAGAGAUGUCGGGGCAAUUUGCAUAAUAUUCGGGUGGUCGCAGCUAGAAAGUUGUAUAAUAAGAUUGCGAAAACCAGGAGGUACGCCCGGCUCACCACAAAUGGACGGGGAAUGCCGCGGCAGCUCCACCUCGUCCACCACCACCGCCACCACCACCACCACCAUCCCAGCUGAAAGGGCCGCCACCUCCACCUUCGAAAUCCAAAAUAUUUCAAAAAAUGUCUAGUGCCCACUACCAGGCACUCGAGCCGCAGACUUCCGACGAGGAUAACGAGGACAUCGAGCGGCAGCACCACCAGAGCCAUUCACGCAGCAGCACCACCAGCGCCACCAACGCCACCCAUCCACCACAUCCACCACAUCCCAUGGUCAGGAAGGGGGGCGUGGCCAGGAGGCGCUGCCUACUGCCCCUGGUGGCCGUGGCACUGCUCUUCGUCGCCUUCUGCUACUUCAGCCUCAGCAGGGACCCUCGCCUCACCUCGGGACUGGGCGGUGGCUCCGAGGAUUCGGAGGAGGCAUCCCACCAUGGAUUAGGUAAGCAUCAGAUCCCGGCAAUGGAAACCCGGCCGCCAGACUGGCUUUUGAGGUAUACUCGACGAGUUAUACAUGAGGAGCCCGAGGGGCAUGGCCGGGAUUGGGAUCAAGAGGAGUUGCAGGGUAACCUUAGUCAGAGAAUCCAAGAAGUCGACGAAGUUAAAUGGAAUUUCAAGACAGCAAAGCAAACGUCCAAGCAGAUACAAAUCCGAAACUGGCAUCGCUUCGAUCCCCUAAUACAUGGCAUGAAUUUCCGGCCACUGAACGAAACCGUUCACAUUUGCAGCGAAAGUUACGAGGAUCGGCGACAGUUUAUGCAGGAUAAACCGCAAGCCGAUUACGGCCAGCUGCCCGUAAUAUACUUUGUUACCCCAACGUAUCCACGGAGAGAGCAGAUCCCAGAACUAACCCGUCUGGCGCACACGCUGCUCCAUGUGCCGCGCCUGCACUGGCUGGUGGCCGAUGAUCAGGAGAAGUGCAAUGGCUUUAUGGACACGCUGCUGCAUCGAUUUGGUAUUCCCUUUACCCACAUGGUGAGCCCGAUGCCCAGCAAAUUCAGGAAUGAAAAGCCAGCGCCGCGAGGUGUGGCAAAUCGGAGAGCAGCCUUGCAGUGGAUACGGCAACACAAUCUCACCAACGGAAUACUUUACUUCGGAGACGACGACAACACCUACGACCUGCGUUUGUUCUCAGAAAUCCGGAAAACGCAAAGGGUCUCCAUGUUCCCUGUGGGUCUGAUUGCUGAUUAUGGGGUCAGCGGACCAGUUGUGCGCAAAGGCAAGGUGGUGGCUUUCCUGGACUCUUGGGUUGCCGGUCGACGCUGGCCCGUUGACAUGGCCGGUUUCGCCGUGAAUCUGGAGUACAUGGCACAGUAUCCUUAUGUAAAUAUGCCGUACAAGCCUGGCUACGAGGAGGAUCUCUUUCUGCGCAGCAUCGGCCUACAAAUGAAUCUGAUAGAGCCGCGGGGCAAUAACUGCACCGAAAUUCUUGUGUGGCACACACAGACUAAGUCAAAGAAGCUCGGAAUAGUUCGCUUAGAGAGCAAAUACUUGGACGAUCGCUCUAACCUGGGCGCCCUGCUUCACAAUCUUAAACUAAUGGGCGUGACCAGUACAACGGAAAGUGAAGGACGCGAUGCACUGAUCAGCAAAAAUGGCAGGGAGAAACCACACUCCAGAAUUCUUAGCUGAGCCACAGGUUCCAAGAAACAAAGAGAGCCCAAAUAAUACUCAUAGACUUAUAGAGCUAAAUGUAUAAUAAUUGUGAAAGAAAACUAAUCUCGAAUCCAGUGCUCGCUGAUUUCCAUGGAAAUUUCCCAAUCUAGUUUUCAGUCGUUCUCGUACUGCACAAUUAUAUGUUUUUUACAAAUAAUUGCGUGGGUGCUGUCUCUCUGUUCUACGUUCUCAUCAAAAUGAAAAGUUAAUAAAUUAUGCAUGUAUUGUUAAUUAGUUGUAGAUAAGUUUGUUCGUGAUAGCAAGAUAGGAAGCACAGGGACGGCCACAAAGAUAGGACUUAUUUAAAUAUAUCAUAUUCGCUAACAGUAGGUUGUAAAAACAUAUAGAAUGUCUAUUACUCGCUUAUUGUACUUUCUAAUUUGCUAAGCAAAACGAAGGCGUCGGUCUAUAUGGAUUUUCGACCAAGCCCUUAGGGAGCAUUUUAUGCUUGUUGUUCAUGACCUCAUCGACUUGCAACAUUAAACACAUAUCAUUAAGCUUCGCAUAAAUCAUUUAGGCUUAUCAAAAAUUAUCGAAUUCGCUCAAGAGCAAUGGGGAAUAUGUUAGAAGGAUCUGUGUCAUUUUUAAUGUAAUCUUAAUGUAUACUCUGUAAAUCAGUCAAUAAGAUAGUGAGUCAUAAUGUAAAUGAAAUAAAUGCUAGUUUUAUAAAGCUUUCUCCAAUAGAA